CCAUACUAUAUAUAAGCGAUCAGCGAUACACAAAGUGAAAGAGCUUAUAAAAUUAAAUAUCAUAUUAAAAAAAAGUCUUGGAAACAUAAGAGAUAUCAUGUUGUCGAGAUCAUUAAAGAUGAAAAAUAAUAAGAUGGUUAGGGCGAAUUUAUUGAGCGUGAUUAUGUUGAUGCAUGCAAUAGUUGGGCUUCCAUAUCAUGUGAGGGGUUUAAGCAUGAGUUACUACAUGAUGAGCUGUCCUUUCGCAGAACAGAUUGUGAAGAACAGUGUUAACAAUGCUCUUCAAGCCGAUCCCACUUUAGCCGCAGGUCUUAUCCGUAUGCUCUUCCACGACUGUUUCAUUGAGGGAUGUGACGCUUCGAUUCUACUCGAUUCAACAAAAGACAAUACUGCGGAAAAGGAUUCGCCUGCGAAUCUGAGUCUACGUGGCUACGAGAUCAUAGAUGAUGCAAAAGAUAAAAUCGAGAAAAGAUGUCCAGGAGUUGUAUCUUGCGCAGAUAUUGUUGCCAUGGCUGCUAGAGAUGCUGUCUUUUGGGCUGGUGGUCCAUAUUAUGACAUGCCAAAAGGAAGAUUUGAUGGUAAGAGAUCGAAGAUAGAAGAUACAAGAAAUCUUCCUUCACCAUUUCUCAAUGCCACCCAACUCAUUCAAACUUUUGGCCAACGCGGCUUCACUCCACAGGAUGUUGUUGCUCUCUCCGGAGCACAUACACUUGGAGUUGCGAGAUGCUCCUCCUUCAAGGCUAGACUUACCACCACAGAUUCUUCACUGGACUCUUCUUUUGCAACCACUCUCUCUAAAACAUGCAGUGCGGGUGACAAUGCAGAGCAACCAUUUGAUGCCACGCGCAACGAUUUCGACAAUGCUUACUUCAAUGCGCUUCAGAGGAAAUCAGGAGUCCUCUUUUCAGACCAAACCUUAUUCGACACUCCAAGGACCAGGAAUCUUGUUAAUGGCUAUGCCUUUAACCAAGCUAAGUUUUUCUUUGAUUUCCAACAGGCCAUGCGCAAAAUGAGCAAUCUUGAUGUCAAACUUGCCUCUCAAGGUGAGGUCCGUCAAAAUUGUCGGAGACUUAACUAGCCUAGGCCAAGUAUAUGUAUGAUUUUUGUAUCAAUGCUCCCACUUUUAAUUCUAUCUCUACUAUUUAUCAUAGGAAUCAUGAUGAAUUAAACUCUUAUGAUACCAUGUAAAAUAGAUUGUGUACCCAACGUAAUAUGUAUGUUAGUUGUAUUGUUUGUGAUAUACUUCAAAGCGUAUGAACUUUGUCUAUGUAUUUUCUAUAUGUGAAACCUGAAGGUCUU
This is a messenger RNA of Eutrema salsugineum, 1299 nucleotides long. Its product is annotated as peroxidase 47. The coding region runs from base 98 to 1078 and encodes 326 amino acids. The transcript is spliced from 4 exons. The record is from RefSeq and is a predicted model, not a curated record. Gene Ontology annotation, biological process: hydrogen peroxide catabolic process; response to oxidative stress. Gene Ontology annotation, molecular function: heme binding; peroxidase activity. Lineage: Eukaryota; Viridiplantae; Streptophyta; Magnoliopsida; Brassicales; Brassicaceae.